AUGCAUCAGGACGGCCGCAAAUUUUCAUCUAUCAGGAUCGACCUACUAGACUUCUAUCUCCGAAAGAAGACAAUAAUGAAUAAAAAAUGGUUAAAAUACGACUUCAAACGAACAGUGUCACACAUAACCAACGACAACACGCCCUCGCUUCACACGAAAGUGAGUGGUGAAAGAGGCGGAGUCGACAUUUACGUUCAUGUGUUGCAGAUUUCUCUCUGGCAGUAG
Molecule: messenger RNA, 225 nt
Organism: Haemonchus placei
Lineage: Eukaryota; Metazoa; Nematoda; Chromadorea; Rhabditida; Trichostrongylidae
Source: the annotation of a GenBank genome assembly